CAUCACAAAGAGUCUUAAAGUAGACUAAACAUUACAGCUACUACUUGGUGAAGAAGAUAUUCUUUAAGAACACAUACUGUAUGUGCUUAUGUGCAUUUCAAGGACAAUACUGUAGCAAUGUUCUUGAUUAAUAAUUAAUUGUUUUGUCUGUAAAUCAUUCUCCCAAAUCAUUCAAUUUGCUGAUUUUUGUCUAACAAACUGCAUACAAAACACAAAUAUAUUCAGUUCACCUUCACCAUCAUAUAAAGAGAAAUUAAAGCAGCAAAUCCUCAUAUUUCAGAGGCUGGAACUGAGGAAAGUUUUGUAAAUGUUUCCUUGAGACAAUGAUUGUCUUAUUGUUUCACCUCUAUUCAUCUAUCUAUGUGGUGUUUAUGAUUGUUGAAUACAUUCAAGGCUACCAAUGGUUCACUAGUAUGAAAAUCAAUGUGUACUUGCUUAUUAUUAUAUUGGUGAAGAAGAUGUUCUUUCAGAAGAACCCAUACUACAUCCUGAAGCGUGGCGGUAAUGCAGCAGAUGCUGCAGUUGCCAUAGCAGCAGCGCUGGCGGUAACAGAGCCGCAGAGCACCGGUCCUGGUGGAGACGCCUUCUGCUUGUUCUACAACGGAAACACUGGAGAGAUCCGAGGAAUUAACGGCAGUGGUCGUUCGGCCAGAGCUCAGACCCUGGACUUCCUGGAAGGACGUGGUUACACUGCGGAGGCCCCUCCUUCCCCUUUUGAUGCCUUGAAUGUCACAGUACCAGGGGCCCCGGCAUGCUGGUGUGAUACCGUACAGCUGUUUGGCAGUCACAAGCUGUCCUUGCAAGAGGUGCUAAGCGGGGCGGCGGACCUCGCAGAGGUGGGGUUUCCUGUUGCCGAGGUAACAGCUCACCACUGGGCAAAAUGCGUGGCUGCUCUGAGAGAUGAUGGGAAGGAGCUGGGUGGAGACCUGCUGAUUGAUGGUCGUGCCCCCAGAAGUGGACAAGUAUUCAGAAACUCUAACCUGGCCCAGACCCUGAAGGAGCUGGGUGAGCGUGGCAAACCGGCUUUCUACCAGGGCAGAGUGGCCCAAGCCAUCGUCGACAUCAUCAACCAGAAUGGAGGAAUCAUGACCCUGGAUGAUCUCAGCAGCCAUGACAGUGAGGUCAUCACCCCCAUAAGUACAGAAUACAAGGGUGUGCGUCUGUGGGAGCCUCCUCCUAACAGUCAGGGAUUGGCUGCCCUGCUGCUGCUCAACAUCCUGGAGAACUUCCCUCUCAAAGCUGCAGGUCAUAACAGCUCUGACUAUAUCCAUGUACUGGUGGAGGCUGUGCGCUUGGCACUAACAGACGCUCAGUGUUACCUGGGCGACCCAGACCAUGUGACCGUCCCUCUUGAAACCUUACUGGACAAGAGCUACAGCCGCCAGCGAGCGCAGCGCAUCAGCACAGACAGGGCCAUGGAAGAAGUGGAGCCUGGUUUGACAACAGGAAGCGACACGGUCUAUUUCUGUGUGAUUGACAGUCAGGGCAACGCCUGUUCAUUUAUCAACAGCGUCUAUAAGGGCUUUGGAAGUGGGCUGGUCCCUAAGGAUUGUGGAUUCUCACUACAGAAUCGUGGUGCCUGCUUUUCUCUGCGUCGUAACCACAAUAACUGUGUUUCUGGGGGUAAGCGGCCAUAUCACACCAUCAUACCUGCACUUCUCACUAACUCUGCAACCAAGUCACAAAAACCACGACUCCUCGCUGCACUGGGGGUGAUGGGGGCUUUUAUGCAAUCGCAAGGACACGUCCAGGUGUUGUUGAACAUGUUGGAGUUUGGGAUGAAUCCUCAACAAGCUCUGGACUCACCAAGAGUCUAUGUGGAGUAUGACCAGAAAACUGGUCAGUGGUUGGUUAAUCUGGAGGAGGGGGUCGGCCAGGAGGUAGCUGAGGAGCUGAGAAGACGAGGCCACAACGUCAGCUGGCCAAUCACAGGUCACCAGAGGUCUGUGUUUGGGUGGGGACAGAUCAUCACAGUGGGGGAUUGGUGGAACCCGUCUGUCAAUCAAGCUGAUCAUCCAUCCAGGGUGCUGUGGGCGGGAUCAGACCCCAGAGCGGAUGGAUGUGCUCAGGGAUACUAGACAUACGGUGACCUCCUCUCCUCUUCCCUGGAGAUGCAAUAUUCAGAUAAUGUGAUCACAAAGCUUUCUCAAGGAAAAUUCCUACAUUUGAAAUGUAGAACAGAAGUACUAUGAAUAUGAAUUCACAGUAAACGCUAACCUUUUUCCUUUGGCUUCUUUAAUUAGCCGACUGAUUUUAUAUUACCCCAUAAUAACUCGUCAACAACUCAGGUUUAUAACAGUCACAGCACUGCAUCACAGCAUAUUUCAUAAAGUGUCUUUUUUCAUUAUAUGUCCCUCUACAUCCUCUUGAGUUCAAGCUACAUUUAGAAGCUAGUGCACUAGUUAGUUAGCUCUUAAAUAUAGAGCAACAAAUCAGAAAACAAAUAUUUGUGUGCCAUGACAUGACAUACCAAAGAUGCCCUUCCUCAGCCCUGUGUUUUGGUUGAGAUAAUUAUCCGUUUCAAUGUCUUUAAUUAGUUGCUGCUGGUCAAGAAAUGACAACAAUAUCAUUACAUCUUAUAUAAGUCUCCUUCCUCAAUAAAUGAUAGUUGCACGUUUUCUCAUUUUACAAAACAAAUGGAGUUAAGAUAAUGUAAUAAUGUGAAUGAAGUCAAUCAGUGUUACAUCUCUAUUCAGAUUUGUUUUGCAUCAUUUUGCUACACUUUAAAGUGAAGUAUAUUUACUGAUUUAACAUUUCAAUUUCAUUCCAAAUAAUCUGUGAAAUAUGCUGGAUCUGUUCGUGAUUUUGCACAUUUUUUACAAAUGACAAUUAAAUCAAACUUAUUUUCAA
This is a messenger RNA of Sebastes umbrosus (honeycomb rockfish), 2850 nucleotides long. Its product is annotated as glutathione hydrolase-like YwrD proenzyme. Gene Ontology annotation, biological process: glutathione catabolic process. NCBI's taxonomy places the organism in Eukaryota, Metazoa, Chordata, Actinopteri, Perciformes, Sebastidae. The transcript has 12 exons. The coding region runs from base 324 to 2078 and encodes 584 amino acids. The record is from RefSeq and is a predicted model, not a curated record. Gene Ontology annotation, molecular function: glutathione gamma-glutamate hydrolase.